Messenger RNA from Erythranthe guttata (spotted monkey flower), 2857 nucleotides. It is a transcript of the gene EIL3, whose product is annotated as ETHYLENE-INSENSITIVE3-like 3. Gene Ontology annotation, cellular component: nucleus. NCBI's taxonomy places the organism in Eukaryota, Viridiplantae, Streptophyta, Magnoliopsida, Lamiales, Phrymaceae. The record is from RefSeq and is a predicted model, not a curated record. Gene Ontology annotation, molecular function: DNA-binding transcription factor activity; DNA binding.
AUUCGGUGUUUGACCUUUUAUAAGGGGGGCGUGUGAUAUUCUCUCAUGUGCUUACUAUACAGUUCUUUACUUUUCUAAACCAAAAUCGCAUUUUCUAAAUCAGAUUAAAAGGAGUCGCAUAAAGUUGUAUAUGAAGGGGGCGAGUUCCUCCACGCGCGCGCACACAAAAACUCUCCCCUUCUCUCGCGGCCGUACACACACAGUCCACAAAUAUUGCAUUACACCUCUGAAAAUCAUUUUCCCCAACUUUUAAUUUUUUUCAUCAAUUUUUCGUCUUCGUUUUUCUACCCUUUUUGUUUUAUUCCCAAAUCAGAAGAUCUCCGAAUUCUCGAUAGGGUUUUCGGGAGGGCUUAGAAAUCAAUUCGAUAUGGCUAUGCUGGAGGAUAUAGGAAUUGAUAUCAGUUCGGAUAUCGAAGUUGACGAAAUAAGAGGUGAUGACAACAUAGAGGAUAAAGAUGUAAGCGACGAGGAGAUCGAUGCGGAAGAAUUGGAGAAGCGAAUGUGGAAAGAUCGCGUAAAGCUCAAGAGAAUCAAAGAAAGGCAAAAGCUCGCUAUACAGCAAGCUGCAGAGAAGCAAAAGGCCAAGUCCACAACCGACCAAGCCCGCCGCAAGAAAAUGGCACGAGCCCAAGAUGGUAUCUUGAAGUACAUGUUGAAGCUCAUGGAAGUUUGCAAGGCCCGUGGAUUUGUGUACGGCAUUAUCCCCGAGAAGGGUAAGCCCGUUAGCGGUGCAUCGGAUAAUAUAAGAGCUUGGUGGAAAGAGAAAGUGAAGUUUGACAAAAAUGGCCCUGCGGCUAUUGCAAAAUACGAGGCCGAAUGCAUUUCUUUAGCAGAGGGAGAUGGCAAUCACAAUGGCAAUUCACAGAAUGUUCUUCAAGACUUACAAGAUGCUACAUUAGGGUCCCUUUUAUCUUCUUUGAUGCAACACUGUGAUCCGCCUCAGCGGAAGUUUCCACUGGAUAAGGGGGUCCCGCCACCUUGGUGGCCAACUGGAAACGAAGACUGGUGGUUGAGGCUAGGGUUGCCACAGGGUAUGAUUCCUCCGUAUAAGAAGCCUCAUGAUUUGAAGAAGAUGUGGAAAGUUGGGGUUUUAUCUGCUGUUAUAAAGCAUAUGUCGCCCGAUAUUGCAAAGAUCAGAAAACUAAUCAGGCAAUCUAAGUGCUUACAGGAUAAGAUGACUGCUAAAGAAAGUUUAAUAUGGUUGGGUGUUUUGAGCAGGGAGGAAGCCCUAAUUCGUCAACCGAGCAGCGACAAUGGUUCAUCCGGCGUUAGUGAGGCACCGUCAAAGGGUCGUGGAAAUAGUAAGAAGAGACCUUCUGUUGAGAGCGAUAGUGAUUAUGAUGUAGAUGGGGUUAAUAAUGGGCUGGGUUCUGUUUCGUCGAAAGAUGAUCGGAGAAAUCAAUCUGCAGAUGUUGUUGUUGUACCUUUGGAGCCUCAGGAUCGUGUUGCACCAAAAGGGGUCAAAGAGAAAAAAAAAGCAGGUGACCGGCCGAGGAAAAGAAGACAUCAGAAAUCGAGCACGCAAGUUCCAUCUCUCAACAAAGAUCCACUUGAUGAAACUGAAGACAUGGUGGUAAUGGAUGUAAAUCAUGACAGUAUACAGUUUGCUGAGUUCUUGAUUAAUGAGAGCAUACCGGAGAUGGAAGCAGUAACAGCUAUGAGACCUCACGAGAGUAAUGCUCAGUUACAACCCGGCUUGGUGGAACCUAAUCCGAACAUUUUCUGCUCGAUUCCUUCAGAUGCUGUCCCCAUUGGGAAUAUUCCCCUGGAUAACGAGCGCUUGCCUUCCGCUGUGGCUCAAAGCGCCGACCUAUUGACCUUUGGUUCCCAUGUGAUUCACGCGCCGCAAGAUUCUGCAUUGCAUCUUGGACCCCAAAAUACCGUAUGGCAACCUGGAAUUCAAGAUUCAACUCUUCCACACGGAUCUCAGAAUCCCGGGUAUAAUCAUGGAUUGGCUUAUCCAUAUUAUAAUCCAACAACAACAGCUGUUGUUGUUGGUUCGAGUCAUCAAGGACAGCAAUCCGAGGCGGGAUUAAAUGAGAUGCGGUAUAGACAAGAGGAAUCGGGAUUCCAUUUGCCGGUGUUGCCUGCAGCAGAAACCAAUAUCCCGCAAGGAGGUUUCCCACAGUUUGUGAAAGAGUUUCCAUCUCCUCUAAAUAGUUUGUCGCCUGAUUUACCAGGAUACAGUCCGUUUAAUCUUCAGUUCGAUGGCACGAGUGCGUUGGAUACUGAUGACUUUGACUUUGAUGACAAUGCGGUUGAUGAAGCUAACUUUGAUGAACUGAUGAAGUACUUCGCCUCAUAAGCUGUUAUUGGUUGCUGGUCCGUGGUAUUUAUGGGUCCUACGUUUUGUGAGUGAAAUUAUUGUUUUGCCCUUUGAACCGCAUCAUCUCCUCAAAAUUCUAUGAUGCAAAGCGAAGAACCUUAACGAGGUUUUGACAUGCUGUGAAGCGUCUUGAAAGAGAGGGGUUAGACGCAUAUACUUCAGAUAAGAAGAAUUGGUUUCGGGUUCAUUUCGUUUUCACGACUAGUGAAUUGGUAAGACUCAUUUUGUUCAAUAAUUUAUUUUGCAAAAAGUUUUAUAGGGGCAAGAAAAAAAGUUUUUCGAGAAGGCAGACGAGCGUUCGGCUCUCAGCUGGAAGGCUUUCACCAGUUAGCUCAACAUCUUUCUAAUGCUAGUUAAACUUUAAUUUGUUAUUAUUCAGAUGCAAAGCUUAAUCAGCAUUGUUAUCAUUCUUUGCACAAUGGUUUGGCCCUAACUUUGUACUGUUGUAGAUCCAUGACUGUUACAUGUAAAUGAGUUUUACUUUGCUGGGAUGCUCUUUUUUAUUCGACGAAUUGUACUUAUGAAUGUACG